CGCCCCUUCGCCCGAGGGGCGUUGACUUAACGCCCCAGCCGCUGCUGUAGGGGGGGUUUCCGUCUCUAAGCAGCCGGGCCCAUUCCGCAAACGGUUGGAGGCGUUUUGGCCCAGGCCGGCCGCCCUCCUCCCCCAGGCGCUGUCGCGUUGCCAUGGCGUUUUUCGCUCGGAGCGGGGAGGUGGCGCGGCCUGGCCGGGCCUGAGCGGCGGGGAGCCCGCGGGCCGGUAGCCCGGCCGGACGCUGACCCAGCCCGCCGGCGGCCCCGCUGGCCGAUCCCCCGCCUCCUCCCUCCUCCCCGCCGCCUUCGCCUUGCCCCGCCGCUGCUUCCCUCGACCCCGAGGUUCCGGCGGCGGCGGGAGGCGGCGGCGGGCGCUGGUUGGAGCAGGUGGCGGGGAAGAUGGCGGGGAACGGCGGCGGCUUCGCUGGCGCCGGGAGCGGGGAGAUCAUCCAGCUCAACGUGGGCGGCACUAGGUUCAGCACUUCAAGACAAACACUGAUGUGGAUUCCAGACUCCUUUUUUUCCAGUUUGCUGAGUGGAAGAAUUUCCACACUGAAGGAUGAAACUGGUGCUAUAUUUAUUGAUCGAGAUCCAGCAGCAUUUGCACCCAUUUUAAAUUUUCUUCGCACAAAGGAGUUAGAUUUACGGGGAGUGAGUAUUAAUGUUCUCAGGCAUGAAGCUGAAUUCUAUGGAAUUACUCCUUUAGUGAGAAGAUUGCUACUAUGUGAGGAAUUGGAACGCUCCUCUUGUGGCAGUGUCCUUUUUCACGGUUACCUGCCUCCUCCAGGCAUUCCUAACCGUAAAAUAAAUAAUACUGCUGGGCCACCAGCUGACGCUAGAACUGGUCAAAACAGCUCUGAGAGUGAGAUUCAUGGAGGUGGUGUCCAACCUACACUUGCUGGUACUGGGGAAGGUACAGUCAGGCUAGGCUUUCCUGUGGACCCACGGAAAGUCCUAAUAGUAGCUGGCCACCACAAUUGGAUAGUAGCUGCCUAUGCCCAUUUUGCUGUUUGCUACAGAAUUAAAGAAUCAUCUGGGUGGCAGCAGGUGUUCACGAGUCCCUACCUGGACUGGACAAUUGAGCGAGUGGCUCUCAACGCGAAGGUGGUUGGAGGACCUCAUGGAGACAAGGAUAAGAUGGUUGCAGUUGCCUCAGAGAGCAGCAUAAUUUUGUGGAGCAUUCAAGAUGGUGGUAGUGGCAGUGAAAUUGGAGUGUUCAGUCUUGGAGUCCCUGUAGACGCUCUCUUCUUCAUUGGCAACCAGUUGGUAGCUACAAGCCAUACGGGGAAAGUGGGAGUGUGGAACGCUGUGACUCAGCAUUGGCAGGUUCAGGAUGUUGUUCCUAUCACAAGCUAUGAUACUGCUGGGUCUUUUCUGCUGCUGGGCUGUAACAACGGCUCUAUCUACUAUAUAGACAUGCAGAAGUUCCCAUUGCGAAUGAAAGACAACGAUCUUCUAGUGACAGAAUUGUACCAUGAUCCCUCCAAUGAUGCUAUAACAGCACUCAGUGUCUACCUCACACCUAAAACAAGUGUAAGUGGCAAUUGGAUUGAGAUUGCAUAUGGCACCAGCUCUGGAGCCGUGAGGGUGAUUGUACAGCAUCCUGAAACAGUUGGGUCUGGGCCUCAGCUCUUUCAGACCUUCACAGUUCAUCGAAGUCCUGUUACAAAGAUCAUGCUCUCAGAGAAACACCUUGUGUCAGUUUGUGCUGAUAACAACCAUGUACGGACAUGGACUGUGACUCGGUUCCGGGGCAUGAUAUCAACUCAGCCAGGCUCAACACCGCUUGCAUCAUUCAAAAUCUUAUCCCUGGAGGAAGCAGAGAGUCAUGGCAGUUACUGUUCUGGAAAUGACAUUGGACCCUUUGGUGAACGUGAUGAUCAACAAGUGUUUAUCCAAAAAGUUGUUCCUAUCACUAACAAGCUGUUUGUAAGGCUGUCUUCAACUGGAAAAAGGAUCUGCGAGAUCCAGGCAGUGGACUGCACUACCAUCUCGUCAUUUACUGUGCGAGAAUGUGAAGGAUCCAGCAGAAUGGGCUCCCGGCCGCGCCGCUACCUCUUCACGGGGCAUUCAAAUGGCAGCAUCCAGAUGUGGGACCUGACCACAGCUAUGGACAUGGUUAAUAAGAGUGAAGACAGAGAUGUUGGCGGCCCCACAGAGGAAGAGCUGCUCAAGUUGCUUGACCAGUGUGAUUUGAGUACGUCUCGCUGUGCCACACCCAACAUUAGUCCUGCCACCUCAGUUGUUCAGCCAAACCGGCUUCGGGAAUCUAAUUCCAGCCUCCAAUUGCAGCACCACGAAACAAUCCAUGAAACAGCCACGUACGGUUCUGUGCGGCCGUACAGAGAAAGCCCCUUAUUGGCAAGAGCAAGGCGGACGGAGAGCUUUCACAGCUACCGGGACUUCCAGGCUUUUAACUUACCCAGCAAAAGCCCAACAGAAAAGGCAGCUGCUACAAAUGGGAAUUCAAGCCAGGCAGAGGCCAGGAAGGCAACAGCGGAGGGCAAUGCUGCUGAGAGGAAGGCAGUCCUGACAACAGCACUUGAAGCACGAGGCACAGGCAUGACAGAUGCAGGUGGGUGUUGCAGCACAGAGGUUCACCGUCUGCCAGAGAGUUCUCUGGAUCUCAGAAGAAGAGGACCAGAAGAGGAGAGUGAAGCCAAAGCAGAAAGCAAAAAGAAAAUGGGGUUUGAAGGAGCUGGCUUCCUGGGAAGGAAGAAAGUGCCUCUUCUGGCAUCUGUACCAGUCCUGGCCGAAGGUGGGCCUGAAGUACCUGCUGCGGCUUCUCCAUCUCCUACGAAGACAUCUGCUUCACCACGUCACCGGAAGAAUGACUCAUCCUGCCAAGACUAUGGCUUGUGAACAUGUGACUGGUGGCAAAGAUGAGGCGCGGGUGCCCUCUGGCUGGUAACAGGCAUAACACUAUGUGUUGUGGGUCGUUUCUUGAAUGGGGCUUUGCUUUAAUACCCACAAUGAAAGUUGCAAGGUUAUGAGAAAGUACCUGGCUGCUGCCAAACCUUUGAAGAGUUGUCCACAUCAAUGUGUGGCUUUAUGUAAUGCUCCAAAAUGUAGUACGGUACUUGGUCCAAAAUAUUGUUGUGCAUUCUGGUGUAAAUGUGGUCAAGCAUGUGGUAUGUUGUGAUUAUUUUUGAUUUGGGGGAAGAGAGGGUGCUAAAGGAAUGCUUGGUUGCUCAGUGAAAGAUGCCUUUCAGACACAGCCACACGCUGUGCUGCAGAGCUGCAGCUCUCUUGGCUGGAUUUUGCCUAAUUCACAGGGCUGCCUCGGUCGUCUUGUGUUACAAAUGGGAUCCUUGUUCUGUAUGCUGCUGUUUGAAAUCUGAAGUGUUUUGUGCAGGUUAAGGAGGAAGCUGUUCAAAAUAGCACACUACUUUGCCUCUUAGUCCAAAUAAAUGGCCAGAGGAGUGUUGCUUGUACUUUCUGAAAAUGUAUGGUGUAAGAUGAUGGGUUUUGCUGAUUGUGACUGAGAGUAUGCAUAAAAAUAUGCUUGGCAGAAUACACAGAAGUGGCAGUCUCUUGAGGGCUUCCUUGUCACUUUCUUCAGAAAAAGGAUGGAGACUAAUACGCGAGUAGGUUUACUGUCAUGGUAUAAUAUAAUAAUUCUCAAUUACAAGUGCCUUGACAUGGUAUUUCCUACCUGUGUUGCACUGGCUGCUUGCUGUUUGCUCCUAGUUUACUGUGGGUGGUGAACAAAUUUUAUUGCCUGUAGAUUAGUAAUACAUAAGCAAAAGGGAAGGCUGUGACAGCAAAUGUUUAAGAGGGAGUGGGUCAGGAGGUUUGCUACCUCUGAAAAGCAUGCUUGGAAUUAAGCAUUAAUUAAUGGCUUUUUUUUUUUUAACUUGAGCCGAGAGGCGGGGGAAAGAAGGAGGGAGAGAAUGCAAAGUUUAAAGCAACUCCAUAAGAAUUCCUUCACUUGCUGUUUAUUCACCUGUGCAUGAAGACAAUUUUGUGGUGGAGCUUUGUCAGGCCAGGAAAACACACAACUAUCCUGCCAUGAAGGUCCCUGUUAGCCACAUGCUGGUCUUUGGAUGGGUAAAACACUUUUCUUUACCAAACACGCUGCCCCCCCCCCCCCCCACCCCCACAACCCUCUUUGACUGUGAAAACUGGAUGAGAAACAGAGAUGAGAGCUUCUGCCUUCACAGUCUGCUACUACUGCAUGACUUGGGGAUUUUCAAACUGUUCUCUUACAUUUCUGAGAGGUCAGUGCUAGCACACAGUUUUUACUACACGUUUAAAGUGAUGGUGGAAAAAAAGGCCAACUUACCCCCACCCCAUCCCUUCCAAACAAACGGUUUUAUAUUUUAACUGAUGGCCAUGGGGUGGGGAAGCAAUAGCCAUAUCCCCUCCCCCAAAGGCCAUGCAGGCAGCUUUUGGCAAGUCACCCUCUUUGCAUUUUCGAGAGAAGGUGGUUGUGUUCUUCAGAGGUGGGUGUCAGUGAAUGUGGUGUGCUCCUUGGUGACUGUGCUGAAGCCUUUGAUGACACUCACAAGAUCUUCUUCAUCUACAUACUGUUAGGAGGGGGGAAAGAAAAAAAAAUACAUGUAAGCCAAAGUCAUACCAGACUAAAGGUGAUUCCUUUAUUUCCCUUUCCUUUCACCCCCUAAAAAGUGGUUCUGAAAUAGAUAAAUAGAUAAAAGUUUCUCUCUACAUCUUUUCCCAUUCUUACCAGCAUGAAGGAAGACACUAAUGCAUUCAAGCACCAGAAUCCAAACCAAAUAGAUUUUCAUAGUAAGCAAUUAGUUAAAAAAAAAAAAAUCAAUUACUAUAUAUAUCUGACAAAUGGUAAAUACAAGUGUUUGUUGCUGUGUGGUGGGGAACUUGGAGAGAUGGAAAGACAACACAUGUUUAUGUUUUUGUUUUGUGUAACAACUCUGUCACCUGUGGUUUAAGUAAGAUUUUUGUUCUUGAGGCCUCUAAAGGAGGGUUUAAGCUUCUUCCAGCUGUACUCAUGCUAAUGCACUGAGCCAGAGAAAGAGUUGAAAGCAGAAGAGAAAUAAACCGUUUCCAUAGCAUAAAAA
Molecule: messenger RNA, 5038 nt
Organism: Columba livia (rock pigeon)
Lineage: Eukaryota; Metazoa; Chordata; Aves; Columbiformes; Columbidae
Gene: KCTD3
Product: potassium channel tetramerization domain containing 3
Exons: 18
Coding region: 399-2861 (820 amino acids)
Biological process (GO): protein homooligomerization
Molecular function (GO): protein binding
Source: RefSeq, a predicted model, not a curated record